Tetrahymena thermophila SB210 is the source of this 678-nucleotide messenger RNA. RefSeq names its product Rab-family small GTPase. Gene Ontology annotation, cellular component: endosome. The transcript has 2 exons. Gene Ontology annotation, molecular function: GTP binding; GTPase activity. The record is from RefSeq and is a predicted model, not a curated record. Lineage: Eukaryota; Ciliophora; Oligohymenophorea; Hymenostomatida; Tetrahymenidae.
AUGGCUUCGUUAUCGUUAAAAGAAACUGAAGUGUAACUAGAUUACUAGUUUAAAAUAUUAUUGAUAGGUGACAGUGGAGUAGGAAAAACUUCAAUUAUGAAUAGAUUCACUGAAAAUAAAUUUAAUGUUGAAAUAAAAUCAACAAUAGGAGUUGAAUAUAGUAAAAAAACUAUGGUUAUUGAUUAAGCUGUUAUUUAAGCCUCUAUUUGGGAUACUGCCGGAUAAGAAAGAUUUAGAUCUUUAGCUAAAAAUUAUUACAAAGGUGCUAUAGGUGCUUUAUUAGUUUUUGAUGUUACAAGACCACAUACUCUCGAAAAUAUUUAAAAGAUAUGGCUCUAAGAAGUCGAAUAGCAUGCAUCAAAAAAUAUUAAAAUGAUUUUAAUUGGAAACAAGAGCGAUUUAACUGUAGAGCGUAUUGUAAAAUAGGAAGAAGCAGUUAAUUUCUCCAAAACAAAUAACCUAGCUUAUAUGGAAACAUCUGCAUUAAACAAUUAAAAUAUUGAUUAGGCAUUUGAGACUCUCGUAAGAGAAAUAUACAGUGAAAUCAAUUCACUCCCUUCUGAAAUCCGUCCUAAAAACUUAACAUAGCGUAAAGAGCAUACUCCCUAAGUUAAUUAAAACAAUAACUUACAGAUUGACAAGAAAAAUAUUAAAAAGAAAAGAGCAUGUUGUGAAUGA